Nothoprocta perdicaria is the source of this 2106-nucleotide messenger RNA. Its product is annotated as cytochrome P450 4B1-like. The record is from RefSeq and is a predicted model, not a curated record. Bases 130 to 1647 code for a protein of 505 amino acids. NCBI's taxonomy places the organism in Eukaryota, Metazoa, Chordata, Aves, Tinamiformes, Tinamidae. The transcript has 12 exons. Gene Ontology annotation, molecular function: iron ion binding; oxidoreductase activity, acting on paired donors, with incorporation or reduction of molecular oxygen; heme binding.
GCUCUAGCAGAGGAAGAGAGAGAUCUUUUCAUCUGCACCUGAGCUCUUCAUCAGACUCAGGCCCAGAAGAAGCAGAAGAGGAAGGAGGGAGGAGAAGGCGGUGUUGAGUAACCAGGACCCAGUUGCAGCAUGGCAGCUCUGCUGGACAACAUAGCCAAACCGGCUGUGCUUUUGCAGCUAUCUUUGGUGCUGGGCUUCAUCUUUGUGCUACUCAAGGCAGCCCAGUUCUACCAGAAAAGGAAGAAGGUUCUCAAAGCUCUGGAGGCUUUCCCUGGACCCCCAAAGCACUGGCUGUAUGGCCACAGUCAUCAGCUUUCUCAACGUAAACUUUUAGCUCAAUUUAUGGAGUGGGCAGAAGAGUUUCCCUAUGCCUUUCCAAGGUGGCUUGGACCAUUACCUACAUUAAUUAUCCAUCACCCUGAAUAUGCCAAAACUAUAUGUGGCCGAGGAGACCCCAAGGCCCUGGUAACCUACAAGUUCUUAAUUCCCUGGAUAGGAGAGGGACUAUUGGUCACGAGUGGAGCAAAAUGGUUUCAACAUCGGAAGCUGCUCACACCAGCAUUUCAUUAUGAUGUGCUGAAACCGUACAUGAGGCUGAUGUCAGACUCAGUCAAAGUGAUGUUGGAUAAAUGGGAAAAGAACAAGGAGAGGAAGCCAGUAGAGCUCUUUCAUGAUGUCAGCCUAAUGACACUGGACACUAUCAUGAAAUGUGCCUUCAGUUACAAUACCAGCUGUCAGACUCAGAACAACUCAGACUUUUACAUCAAAGCUGUUUAUGAUCUGAGCUACCUUGUGGUUGAGAGAAUCCGGAGCUUCGGUGUAAGUGAUUUCUUCUAUGGCAUGACCAGCAACAGCCGACAGUUUCAGGAGGCCUGCAAGCUGGCCCAUAUCCACACAGAUAAAAUAAUAAAAGAAAGAAAGAUGUUGCUCUCCAAUGAGAAGGAACGGGAGAAGAUCCAGAAAAGGAGACACCUGGAUUUUCUGGACAUUCUACUUUGUGCUAAGGAUGAGAAUGGAGUUGGGCUGUCUGAUGAGGACCUCCGUGCUGAGGUGGACACAUUCAUGUUUGAAGGCCAUGACACCACAGCCAGUGGGAUUUCCUGGCUCUUUUACUGCAUGUCAUUAUACCCGGAGUACCAGCAACGGUGUAGGGAAGAAGUCAAGGAGAUAUUGGGAGACCGAGACACCGUUGAGUGGGAGGACCUUGGGAAGAUGACAUUCUGCACCAUGUGCAUCAAAGAGAGCCUGCGCCUGUUCCCACCAGUUCCUAUCGUGUCGCGGUACCUCUCCAAACCUGUAACAUUUUCCGAUGGGCGCAGCUUACCAGAAGGCAGCUAUGUAGCAGUGAGCAUAUUUGCUGUCCACAGGAACAGGGAUGUGUGGGAAGACCCUGAGAUGUUUGACCCAAUGAGGUUUGCUCCGCAGAACGCAGCACAGAGGCACUCACAUGCUUUCUUGCCUUUCUCUGCUGGACCCAGGAACUGCAUCGGGCAGCAGUUUGCCAUGAACGAGAUGAAGGUGGCUCUUGCCCUGACUCUGAAGCACUUUGAACUCACUCCUGAUGCAUCCAGGCCUCCCAUUCUGAUACCACAGCUUGUCCUCAAGUCUGCUAAUGGGAUCCAUAUGCACCUGAAGAAGAUUUGCUGACCUAGGGUAGCAUGGGGGCAGCAAGUGGUCUCCUUCACCUAGGAUAUCCUGCAUGCUGCCUGUGACAGCCCUGUAUCCUUCCUGAUCCCAUUCCAAAGAGAGAGUAAGCCAAGAAACCUGCCCAGGAUGCCUGGACCGCUUAGGUCUGCAUCUGCUUUGCAGAGAACUUCUUCCUGAAACUACAUCACACCCACAGAUACCCUCCAAAUUAAAUGCUGGAAGAAAUUUUCCACAUUAAACAGUUCUGGACUGGUUUUGUGCAGUGUACAAUGGAAAUGAAAGGCAAUGGCUGUUUCUGACACAGUGAUGAACUUUCUUGAACUGAGAGUGCUCAGGAAGCAGCUCAGAUACGUGCUGCAAGAAACUCUGGAAAAAGAAAGCACUCACCGUUCUCAACAGACGAGUUGUAAGUCUUAUCCUGUUCUUCUACCUGAAGCUAGAAUAAAUGCAAUGCCCUUG